This is a messenger RNA of Lymnaea stagnalis (great pond snail), 7385 nucleotides long. NCBI's taxonomy places the organism in Eukaryota, Metazoa, Mollusca, Gastropoda, Lymnaeidae. The record is from the annotation of a GenBank genome assembly.
GUGUUCCUAACAGGAAGUGAGGUGUGCUAUGACGAUUUGGGCUGCUUCUCCACGGAGUCUCCAUUUGACAACAGCCCCGAAAGACCAUUUACCGUACUGCCUCAAUCCCCGGGAAAAAUUGGGUAAAAUGAACUAUAUCUUUUUCUUGUAAGGUCGUAUAACUAAUUUCAUCAAUUUCGUCUGUAUUCUAGAAGUCUUUAAUAUCGUCAAGAAUCACAUCAACCGUUUUUUUGUUGUUGACAUUUACGUAACACCAAUAGUUCAACAAAAUAACAUAGUAAAUAUAAAACAAGAAAGUGGGGUUGGGGUUGUGGCUUGGUGUGAAGGAGAUAAUUGCCUUAAAUAGUGUUGAGAUAGAAAGACAAUAUAAAACCGGUGGCCGUGCAUCAGCCACGAUGCUAGAAAUUAAAGUUAUUUUCAAGCCAGAACGACGCGAUGUCAACAUCAAGAUUCAGUGUCCACAUGAAGAGCCGAUGUACACAUCAAGAGCCGAUGUACACAUCACGAGCUGAUGUACACACCAAAGGCGGUUGCCGACCUAUUAAAAUCAAAUUUACUUGUCGAUUAUUUUAAAUUAUAAUUACAUUUUUUACGGAGCAAAAUAAUCUUUAUUGACACGAUAUAAUUAUGAUCAACUAUUUUAUAAGUAUUGGACGAACAAGAAUUAAACUACCCAUGCUUCUUGACUGUAUAUCCGGUGUAUAAGUCUAUGCCUUAUGUCUUUUAAUGCACAGUCCUGUUUGUAACAUUAUUUUAUUGUAUGUCAUUCUGAACAGUGAUGAACCUCUCUUGUUUAUGAGCAUAUAACCAAUUUAAGCUUCAAGCAACAGAAACAGAAUGACAAAAAUGUACAAACCGUGGAAAAGCCAGAUUAGGUUCGAAUCAAAAGUCUUCAGCACAAUUUCCAUUUCUUGGCGGAUCUUGCUGAUGUCUUAUUGACUUUCUUUUACUUAAUAAACUCAUUUUAGGGACUUUCCGUAAAUUUACGGACGUUUGACAUCACUGACCCCUACAUUUAUUCUAAUGUUAGUGUUAGUGCUGUACAUACUUUUUCUUACCAUCAAAUCUGUUGUUUAGUCUGUGUGCUGCAUACUGUCUGACUAUCAACUUCAAUGUUCCCCAGUAAAUGGUUAAACAUUUUUUUUGUAGCACCAUUUUCGCACAUUUCUCACGGAAUAAUUCGGACGUUGGUCAAGAUCUCGAGGCUUUAAAAACGACCACUGUGGCCGACACAUGGACCGGCUACAAGCCUCGCCUAACAAAGAUCAUUGUGCACGGUUUCCUCCAGGACCCGGCUACAACUACUUGGUUAAGAGUAAGAUUUGAACGAUCACGUUACUUAUUCCUAACGAAGAAGUUUCAAUCUUAGGUUUUUAGCGUAAUUCAUAAAUAUCAAAGUAUCGAUUUAGCUAAUUAAGUUGAUUUCAAAUUGAAUGUGUUAAAAAAGUUUUUUUAAACUAAAUGUUCAGCGUUAUCAAAGGUAACAAUAUAUUUAAAUGUUAUUUAUAUUUAUCAUUCACGAACGGUGCCGGCAUUUAGCCGUUUCGCCCCAGUUCGGUAAAUGGAUAAUUUUUUUUAUUUUUACAAAUCGGGUGUUAAAUUUUCGAAAUAUCUUAAAUAGCAGUUUUAUUGUUUUUUUGUAAGGUAUUACACAUAAUAAGUUUUCACUAAUAUUUUUGAAUUCUUUCUUUUAAACAGUUUAGUUCUGUGUAUCAAUUGUAUGCUCUUAUUCAAUUAUUACCUGUAUUAAAUCAUAAACUACCUUCGGCGUAACGUUUUUAUUCUUAAAACGAUUAUUUAACCAGCGAACCAGUUUUUAACUUAUUGAGAUCCCACCUUCGCCUUGGGGCACUGUUGCGUGGGGCGUGGGACAAAGCGCACCUUCGCCUUGGGGCACUGUUGCGUGGGGCGUGGGAACAAGGGCCACGUUAACGAGUACGAAGAUAAAGUGGUUUUUCUCAACGUGCUAACAUAACAUGAUGGUUUUCUUACACGUACAGAGAUGAGAUUGGUUUCUUAUACGUACAAACAUGAGAUUGUUUUCUUAUACGUACAGAUAUGAGAUGGUUUUCUUAUACGUACAGACAUGAGAUGAUUUUCUUAUACGUACAGACAUGAGAUGGUUUUCAUAUACGUACAAACAUAAGUCGGUGUUCUUACAUGCACUGGCAGGACAUGAAGGACGAGCUGUUGAGAAAAGCAGAUUACAACGUUGUCAUUGUAGAUUGGCACACGGGUAACGGCCCGCCCUACACACAGGCCACUGCCAACACACGUGUUGUUGGAGCACAGAUUGCGUACCUCAUUCAGAAACUCAUUGUAAGUUUGUGUGUAUGUGUGUGUUUUGUGUGUGUAUGUGGGGGUUGUGGGGGUAGGAUUGGAGGUGGGGGUGGGGAUGCUUGAGUAUUUACGCUGUUCUUUGCUUAAUUUCAAUGGAGUAACUACACAUCUUUGGAACAAUUAGAAUCCAAAAUACAGCAUAGUGGUGACACAGGAAUAUAUUUUAUUACGAUGGGAUUUUUUUUUUUUGGUCAGUUUGUUAAUGACCUUUUAGUUUUUCUAUCUAGAUACGGUCAAUACAUGUCCCAACUACCUGAGGUCAGUACAUGUCCCAACUACAUGAGGUCAGUACAUGUCCCAACUACAUGAGGUCAAUACAUGUCCCAACGACCUGAGGUCAGUACAUGUCCCAACUACAUGAGGUCAGUACAUGUCCCAACUACCUGAGGUCAGUACAUGUCCCAACUACCUGAGGUCAGUACAUGUCCCAACUACAUGAGGUCAGUACAUGUCCCAACUACCUGAGGUCAGUACAUGUCCCCACUACAUGAGGUCAGUACAUGUUCAAAUAUCAUAUGAUAUCUCAUAUGACUGAUUUGCCUCUUUUAUAUAAUGACGUUUUCAUUAUUGCUAUUAAGGAAACCUACUUAAAUCGACAGCAAAAUUGCAUUGAUAGCAUUACAAAGUAUAAAUACAUAAACGUGUGUUACAAUUCGUAUUUUUCAUUUACCAGGAAAACUUUCCUGAGACCACGGCUGGAGAUUUCCACGUCAUUGGUCACAGCCUUGGUGCCCACAUCGCUGGCUACGCUGGGGAACGGACGCCUGGUCUUGGCAGAAUCACAGGUGAAUUUGGGUUUUUUGUUUAAAAAAAUCAAUAAAACCAAUGGGGAAAAAAUGCGUAGAGUCCACACAAAUUUACUAAAUCAUUUACUGAACUCAACAACUGACGUAGGAGAAGGUUUGGGAGAGAGGGUAGAUUGGAACUUUGUCUGUUAGGGAGAUGACAUGUUGGGCUCAUUUUAUAGUCCAUAAUAAUAAUGGUGACUUGUAUUAUCUUUGAUAACUACCUAUCUCAUACAAAGUACAUUGAUUAAAAUCAAUGAGUUUCUUAACUAUUUUAUUAGACUAUUAAUAGACAGUGCAGAAUAGCGAUUUCCAGAAAGAUAAGUGUCAAUAAAUUAAUUCAUGUCUUAAUAUCAACAUCAAAGCACCUGGUGGGGGGUAUUUACAUUUCCUGCCAUAUGACCAAUUUUUGAACUUAUAAAAGGUUAUUCAACUGUAAUAUGGCAUCACUCAUAUUGUUCGAUUGGUAUAAUAUAAAGGAUGCAAAGUAAUACUUUCCCUUUUAUUUUAAUCAUACAUGGAUUGUUAUGCUAUAAUUCUGUCACAGGGCUGGACCCAGCUGGACCAUAUUUUGAGAACACUGAUCCAAGAGUGAGGUUGGAUCCCACAGACGCCACAUUCGUCGACGCGAUUCACACAGAUUACAAGUCCUGGACUGCAAUUGGUGAGUGACUGAGCCAAUGUUCCCUCUAAGGUUUGUUGGUUCGUGUGCAAAAUCAUAAAGUUGUGUGCAAAUUUUUACAGCAUCAAUUUUUUUACAGCCUACAGACAAAACAGCCACUUAAGUGGAAAUUAGCUUCGCGGUACUCAAAACUGCUGCGCGGCAUCUGUUAGAUUGCUGCGCGGCCGCGCAGCCGCGCAGCUUAAAGGGAACAGUGCACUUAGCCAUAUUGUUAUUUUGUAGGACAAUGAAACUUGCAUUCACGGAUUUCUAUUAAGCUUCAUGGAAAAUCUUGCAUGAGGCCUUAGAAAGGAUGGCUAUUUUUUGGUGUCACAAUAGUUUAGGUAUCGCCCGACUGAAUGACUUUAAACAUCAUUUCCCCAAUCCUCGAGCACCAUUAAAAGUUUUAAACAGGUCAAUGUCCGCCCCCCUCCCCUUUGUGGGAGCUGGACGCUGGCUUUGGUUUAGGCUGUCCAUAAUAGUUCUGUCCGUACUGGUUCUAUCCAUCUUAGUUUUGUUCAUACUAGUUCUGUCCAAAUUAGUUCUGUCCAUACUAGUUCUGUCCAUACUAGUUCUGUCAAUACUAGUUCUGUCCAUACUAGUUCAGUCCAUACUAGUUCUGUCCAAAUUAGUUCUGUCCAUACUAGUUCAGUCCAUACUAGUUCUGUCCAUACUAGUUCUGUCCAUCUAAUGAGCUUUGGUGGCUUUCUAAAAACCAUGAUUAAACCAUUUUCUCUGAUGUGACAUAAAAGUAUCUACAAUGUUCGUCUCUCAAUAGGUAUCGCAGAUCAUUGAAUUUUGUCUUUUCAAAGAGAGUAUUGUGAAUCCUUAGCAAGCAUUUGACCUGGAAUUAUAUAUAUAUAUAUAUAUAUAUAUAUAUAUAUGUAUUAGUAUACAUCGUUAUCGGAAAAUGGCAACCAUUUUGAUUAGUGGUCAAUGGAGAACGCUUCUUGAAGCCUGCGUUGAAGCUGCUGGUGGACAAUUGAAACACAAAAAAUAGUGGUGGCAUAUAUUUUGACAUUAUGUUUGCAUUAAAAUGACUCUUGAAAUGUUUAAAAUUGAAAAAUAUUUACCAUACGAUUUCAUCAUCAAAAGUGUUCAUUUUUUUUCCGGACAAAGUGUAUAUAUAUAUAUAUAUAUAUAUAUAUAUAUAUAUAUAUAUAUAUUUAAACAGAGGAAAGAAUUAAGAAUUGAGCGAUUGAAAUAGCAAUAAAUAAUAAAGCGUUCACAGUUUCCUGACCCAGUAACAGUAAAAGUUUUACACUUGAGUCGAGCCACUAAGGGCGAUCACAAAAAGUCUUUCAAACUGGCAUAACGAUUCGUCCGCACACAUGUUAUAGUGGUUUUCAUAGAACGAACUGCAUCGAAUAUAUACUAAUGAUUUAUUGAUACAAUAAUUAGUCAAAUUUUAUUCGUCAAAUAACUUACAAAAAGAAAUUCAAGCUGCAGGAGAUCUUGUUCUUAAAUUACUUACAGAAACUCCCUAGACCAAAACAGCCAUGUCAAAAUUUGCGUUGUGUGUAUCGUAUUAAUUGGGAGAACACGGGGGCCUAGGGAUACAUCUCAGUGGCCUAUGUCACCUUUAGUGACUCCUUUAAACUUAGAAGCUGGCAUAGAACCAGGGCUGCACAUUUACGAAAAGUCCUUAAAAAAUUGACCUAAAAUUACAUGUCCGUAAAAGUCCGUAAGAACUUUUGAAUAUCCCUCAAAAGCCUUGAUAUUGCCGUAUAAUAGGUUUUUGGAGGAGAAUCAAACCGGAAUUUUCAGCAUUUGUGAUUUUUUCCCCCCGACUUGCUUUACGUUUGAAUGAUUAUAAUUAGGUGCCAUUAAAUAUUAACGAGAAUGGCAUGCUAUAAACUAACGCAACUUAUAAGAUUUUAAGUCAUAAUACUUAGAACGAGGUAAUUACGAAAUAUUUUUUUCAUACUUGCUUUUAGCUUUGUACAUUUAACAAAUUUACACCUAAUGUCCGUAAAGGAUAUAUUUGUCUGUAACAAUUUUUAAAGUUACAAAUAUAUUUCAUUAAGGUUUUUUUUUUUUUGGAUUGAGUUCGCUACAUUGAAUAGAAGCAGUUUAAUGCUGCAAUAAGUGUUGAUGAUACUAUUUUAUAAUAUCCAUUAGCUUAUGGCAUUAAGCAGCCAGUGGGACAUUUGGAUUUCUAUCCGAACUUGGGACAUGACCAACCGGGAUGUGAUGCCAAUCUUGUCACCUCUGUAUUUCAACUGGAUGCACCGAUAUGUAAGCUGGCAGAAGUCGAUGUAUUGAUUAAAAUGUAAUGUGGAACAGCGAAAGGAUGGGUAUUGUAAUGUAUGGUGGGGUAUCAAGAUGUAGGAACAUGUAAUUAAAUGUAUGGUGGGGUAUCAAGAUGUAUUGUGGAUAUAUUAAGUUAUGACAUAUUAGGAAUUGUAAGAUAACACAAGGAAUGUGGUUGAGGGGGGGAAUAAUACAUUAUAUGGGAGGAUAACAAAAGGUAAUCUUGGGAUAACAAAGGUAAAGAGGGAUAGCACAAGGUAAGUGGGGAUAAAAUAAUAUAUGUUGGAAUGACACAUGGUAUGGAUGAAUGACACAUGGUAUUUCGGAAUGACACAUGGUAUUUUGGAAGGAUACGUUGAAUGUUGGGGAUUACACAAGGUAUUUUGGGAUUUUGUACUUUAUGAUGUAUAUGAGGAUUUAAGAGUGCUUAAGUAACAGCUAGGCUUCAUAGGAAUAGCACAAUGCAAUAUGUGACGGGAACUCUGUCACUUGUUUUCUAGCUGCCACCGAUGUUGUCGAUAUAGUGAUCUGCCACCACGCCAGAGCCGUUCAGUACUUCCAUGAGAGUAUCAACUCGGCAUGUCCAUUCUUGGCCUACCCUUGCGUCAAUGAGCAGGAGUAUCUGGUAAGCAAUACAUGCGUUAAUGGUAAAAUCGCAUCAUUUAACAGAAAAAUGGGAGCUCUGUCAAAAAUGGUCUUGACAUAAGCAAAAAAGAAUGUUAAAAAAAUUAAUUUAAAAAAAACCAAAUGAAUGACGUCAUUAAAUAUUAAAACAUAUGAAUGAAGUCAUUAAUUAUUAAAAUAAAUGAAUGACGUCAUAAAAUAUUGAACCUCUAGAACAGCGGUUCUGAAACUGUGGGUCGCGACCUCUUUGGGUAUCGAACGAUCCUUACACAGGGGUCGCUUAAGACCAUCGAAAAACAAAUAUCUAUGAAGUAGCAAGGACAAUAAUUUUGUGAUGGGGGGUCAUCAGAACAUGAAAAGCUCUAAAAACGGGUCACAGCAUUAGCAAAGCUGAGAACCACCGCUCUAGAACAUAAAACAAAAACCAGUAUCCCUAGCAUGUGCCAUUGUCUAUAAACCUGUUGGCGAAUGUAAUCAAUCAUGCAGCUGAAGGCCGUACAACUAAAACCUCAAAAGAAGGCAAGACCCCAAACGUGGAGUGACAGUGACAGUCAUUGAAAGCUUCUGAUAUAUUUUUUUUCAAGAGUGGAAAAUGUAAAACUUGUGAAAAUGGCGGCUGUGCUUCAAUGGGCUUACGGGCUGAACAGUAUUUGCCACUUCCGGGGACAAGGAGAUCUCUAUACCUCACAACAUCCAGCGCGCCACCUUUCUGUCGUGAGUAA